Molecule: messenger RNA, 4535 nt
Organism: Heterobasidion irregulare TC 32-1
Lineage: Eukaryota; Fungi; Basidiomycota; Agaricomycetes; Russulales; Bondarzewiaceae
Product: ABC transporter
Exons: 37
Coding region: 1-4446 (1481 amino acids)
Biological process (GO): transmembrane transport
Cellular component (GO): membrane; fungal-type vacuole
Molecular function (GO): ATP hydrolysis activity; ATP binding; ABC-type peptide transporter activity
Source: RefSeq, a predicted model, not a curated record
AUGAUCAAAAUAGCUCACGACUGUGCCCAGCUCUAUGCAUCCUUCCUCGCUCUUCUCUCUGUCACGGCUGGGGUAAAACGUGCUCGUACUGCAACAACGCAUCUGGUUGUCAUUCUGGGGACUGUUUUUGCGGUAUACGCAUAUCGUGACCUGUGGCCAUUAUUGACAUUCACAAAAACGCCUUCCGAUCUACGCGACGGAUCAUUGCUAUGGGCCAAAUUGGCUGUCCUUGGACUGGUGGCUAUCGUCAUCCCUUUGACGGUCCCUCGCCAAUAUAUUCCUCACGACCCACAGGAGCCUCAUGAUGAUCCCAAUCCUGAGCAAACGGCGUCUAUCUUGUCGAUGAUGUUCUACAAUUUCCUGGAUCCGAUCGUCUUCUUGGCUUACAGAAUUACCCAUCUAUCCUUCGAGCAACUUCCUCCGCUAGCUGACUAUGAUUACACCAAGAACCUCGUGCGGAGAAGUUUUUCGCAUUUGGACAUCUUCUCGGGAGCUACGAGGCGCCACUUGUUUUGGGGGCUCAUGACAGUAUUUCGUGAGCUGCCUUUCCUCUCAGCCGUUCUUCCGAUCGACUUGAAGGUGUUUAGGUCGCGAAUACAUGGGUCUGGCGAUCAGCCUUAUGAUCAAGGUAUGAUCACUUCAUUUUUCGGACCUCUAGCCAUCUAUAAACUCUUGCAGUUUUUAGAAACCAAGGGGGCUGGUGCCGUUGUUCGCCCGUGGGUUUGGAUUUCUGGUCUUUUCUUUGGCCCUGUGAUAGGCACGCUCGCCAUUCAGUGGUACAUUUUCCUCGCAACUGGAAUGCUUGUCCGCACGGAAGGCAUCAUAACCCAGUUGGUAUUCGAACACGCUCUGCGAAUCCGAAUGAAGGCUGAGACCGAUAAGUCGCCCGUGAAGCUUGAGGAGGCUUCAAGGGAUUCCACGGUCGCGGGAGACACCCCUGAGUCUGCAUCAGUUGAGGGAAGUAGCAGCGGAGACAGUAGAUCAGGAAGUGGCGAUGAGACGGCUCGCUCAAGUGCUAUCAGUGUUAAGUCUCAAGGGAAGCAGCAAGCUAAGGCCGAGAGUGACGAAGAUGAUAAAUUCAACAAGGAUGGGACUGUGAAGGCGGACAACCUUGUUGGGAAAAUCAACAAUCUAGUCUCGGUUGAUUUGGGCAAUAUCACGGAAGGGCGUGAUUUCUUGAUAUUGAUCUUAUAUCUGCCCGUGCAGAUUGUCUUAUGCGUCAUUUUCUUGUAUACCAUUCUUGGUUGGAGUGCGUUCGUUGGAAUGGCCUCAAUGGUCAUCCUCUUCCCCGUCCCAGGAUGGGUCUCAAACUUGAUCCAACGGGCGCAGAAAGAAGGUAUUAAACGUACCGAUGCACGUGUGCAAACUGUCACAGAAACGAUGAAUGUUCUGCGCAUGGUCAAGCUGUUCGGCUGGGAACAAAAAAUCAACGAUAGGGUAGCCGAGAAGCGAGAUGAUGAACUCAAAUUCAUCAAACGUCGCCAGCUGCUCAACUUAUUGAACAACGUGUUGAAUUUCAUCAUUCCCGUUGUUACAAUGAUGGUCACUUAUGUUACAUAUACGGUCGUCAUGAAGCAGAUUUUGGCUCCUUCCACCGUCUUCUCUUCAAUGUCUGUAUUCGAUAUUUUGCGAGAUCAGCUCCAUUCAGUGUUUUACAUGAUUCCAAGUCUCACACAAGCGAAGGUUUCCCUUGAUCGAGUUACUGAAUUUCUCCAGGAGACCGAGCUUUUGGACACCUAUGCUGAAGAAGCAAAAGGGAAGACAAAUGACCUCCUCACCAGGGCACACUCGAAUCGGGACGUCAUCGGGUUCCAGGAUGCUACAUUCACAUGGGCGAACGAUAGCUUAGACGACGGCGCUGUAACUCCGUCCAGACGGAAGUUCGUCCUGAACAUCGAAGGGGAGUUGCUUUUCAAGCGCGCUUGCAUAAAUGUCAUCAUCGGCCCAACUGGGUCAGGAAAAACAUCUUUGCUGAUGGCCUUGCUAGGCGAGAUGCAUUUCGUGCCCUCUGGUCCUGGAUCAUGGUACAGUCUUCCUCGUGAGGGUGGUGUUGCGUACGCUGCCCAGGAGUCUUGGGUACAGAAUGAAACUAUCCGAGACAACAUCCUAUUUGGAGCACCGUACGACGCCGUUCGAUACAGCAAAGUGGUCUUCCAAUGUGGACUCGAGCGGGAUCUUACACUUUUCGAAGCCGGAGACCAGACCGAAGUCGGUGAAAAAGGACUGACGUUAAGUGGUGGUCAAAAGGCUCGAGUUACUCUCGCCCGAGCAAUAUACUCUUCUGCCGAAAUAAUUCUACUAGACGAUGUACUUGCAGCUCUGGACGUACACACUGCCCGCUGGAUCGUCGAUAAAUGCUUCAAGGGGGAUCUCAUCCGUGGACGAACAGUGUUACUAGUCACUCACAAUGUCGCGAUGGCGAGUCCUAUCGCGGAAUACGUGGUCUCCCUCGGUCUCGACGGUAAGGUGGCGAGCCGUGGGUCUGUAUUGGAUGCACUUGCACAUGACAAUGCGCUGUCGAAAGAGGUCGCCGAAGAAGUUGUCGCGAUCGAGAAAGCCGACACUGAAAUAGACUCCGAGGAGCCAGACAACGCGAACAAAAAGGCAGACGGAAAACUUACUGUUGCUGAAGAGAUCCAUGAAGGCCACGUCAGUUGGGAAGCUAUGAGUCUGUACUUCAAGAGUUUGGGUGGCUCGCACACCACCUUGUUCUGGAUCGUGUUCUUGGGCGGCAUAACUUUGUGCGAUCUGGCGAAUUCCAUUCAAACGUGGUUCUUGGGCUACUGGGCACAGCAAUACGAAAUAUACCCUCCAUCAGAAGUUCACGUCUCUUUCUACCUGACCGUUUAUGCCCUCCUCCUGUUGUUCGCCAUCAGCGUGUAUUCCAUCGGUAGUGGUGUAUACGUGUUUGGCUCCAUACGAGCAUCUAGGAGCAUUCAUCGAAGGCUCAUAGAAUCUGUACUCGGAACCACCUUAAGAUGGCUUGAUACGACACCCACAUCACGAGUCAUCACGCGUUGCACCCAGGACAUCCGUGCCAUCGAUGGACCAGUUGUGAACAAUCUGCUUUGGGUCAUCGAAAUUUCCGCCACAUUGUUGAUCAAGCUUGCCGCGGUCGUAGUGCUGACGCCGGUAUUCGUCAUUCCCGGCAUCUUGGUGUCAAUGUUGGGUGGCUGGUGCGGCCAGAUCUACAUGAGAGCACAACUAUCUGUCAAACGAGAGAUGAGUAACGCAAAGGCUCCGGUGAUGGGUCAUUUCGGCGCUGCCAUAGCUGGCCUCACUUCGAUACGUGCCUACGGUGCUCAGGCUGCGUUCCGGCAGGAAUCUUAUCGACGCAUUGAUCGCUACACGAGAGCAGGCCGGACCUUCUACAAUCUCAACAGAUGGGUUUGUGUUCGGAUUGACGCACUCGGUGGCUUAUUCGCGGCAGCUCUCGGUGCAUGGUUGGUCUACGGACCCGGACAUAGCGAUAAUCUUCCUUCAGACACUGGAUUCUCCCUCACAAUGGCAGUGGGCUUUAGUGGUAUGAUUCUGUGGUGGGUACGUUGCUUGAACGAGUUUGAAGUCAGCGGCAACAGUUUGGAGCGGAUCCAAGCAUACAUUAACAUUGAACAAGAGCCGAAGGCAACGAAGGAUGGAGUUCCUCCAGCCUAUUGGCCGGCUAGCGGGGAUGUCAAAGUGGAAAAUCUGUCUGCUCGUUAUUCGCAAGAUGGGCCGAACGUUCUGCACGAUAUAUCAUUCCACAUUAAAUCAGGCGAACGUGUCGGUGUUGUUGGGAGAACCGGAAGCGGAAAGAGCUCACUGACCUUAUCACUUCUUCGUUGUCUCUUCACCGAUGGCGCCAUCUAUUAUGAUGGGCUUCGCACCGAUUCGGUCAAUCUUGACUCCCUGCGCACAAACAUCACGAUUAUCCCCCAAGUUCCUGAGCUUCUUAGUGGUACACUGAGGGAGAACCUGGAUCCGUUCUCCGAACAUGACGAUGCAACAUUGAAUGGAGCUUUGCGAGCUGCCGGGCUCUUUUCACUCCAGAGCGAUGACGACGAAGGUCGCAUUACCUUGGACACCAAAAUCUCGACGGGUGGGGGAAAUCUUUCGGUUGGUCAACGGCAGAUUCUCGCACUGGCAAGAGCCAUUGUGCGUGGGAGCAAGCUGCUAAUUCUCGACGAAGCUACCUCCGCAAUAGACUACGAGACAGAUUCGGUCAUUCAAUCUUCAUUGCGCCAUGAACUCAGAGGCGACGUAACGUUGAUCACGAUAGCACAUCGUCUGCAGACCAUUAUGGACGCAGACAAGAUUUUGGUCCUCGACGCAGGCCGCAUCGUUGAGUUUGACACACCGAGUGCGCUUCUCAAGAACGACAAGGGGAUAUUGCGGGCUCUGGUCAAUGAGAGUGGUGACAAAGAGACACUAUACGCAAUGGCAGAAGGAAAAGGAGCCUCUCGUUGAUAGAGAGCACUAACGGACACUCUGGUUUUUCUUCACUUAUCUGUAUGUAGAAGGUCUGUUAUACAAUUGACAAAGUGAGACGAUCGUUC